Fragaria vesca subsp. vesca is the source of this 1977-nucleotide messenger RNA. RefSeq names its product cyclin-D3-1-like. The transcript is spliced from 6 exons. Lineage: Eukaryota; Viridiplantae; Streptophyta; Magnoliopsida; Rosales; Rosaceae. Gene Ontology annotation, molecular function: cyclin-dependent protein serine/threonine kinase regulator activity. The coding region runs from base 426 to 1511 and encodes 361 amino acids. The record is from RefSeq and is a predicted model, not a curated record. Gene Ontology annotation, cellular component: cytoplasm; nucleus; cyclin-dependent protein kinase holoenzyme complex. Gene Ontology annotation, biological process: regulation of cyclin-dependent protein serine/threonine kinase activity; mitotic cell cycle phase transition.
UCUCUCUCUCUCUCUCUCUCUCUCUACUCUCUCUCACUUUAACCCUAAAAAAGAGCCACUCAUUUUCUUCAUAAGCACCUCUCAAAGCUGCAGUCUUUUCAGCCCAGGCUUUAAGACAAGAGGAGAGUGAGAGUGAGAGAGACCAGAGAGAAGAAGAGAGGGGUCUGAAAAUAGGAUUCUCUUAUUGGGUUGUCUUCAUUUUUGGGUUUUGGCCUUGUAUCAUAUCUUUUGUUCUUUCUUCUUCUCUUAUUGAUUCUUUGAUUGAUUACAAGGCUCAGUCUUUAUCAUCACCAUCUGUAUGCACUCUGAUGAACACAGACUAAAUAUACAGAUUAAAACCCAACUCGAAGUUUGAGUCUUUUUGUGUGUUGGUUUGGUAGAGAAAGAAAGAGAGAGUUUUUGUGUCCCAUUUUGUUCUUGUUGCAAUGGCACCCAGUUUUGACUGUGCAGUUUCAAGCCUGCUUUGCGCAGAAGACAACCUUUUUGAUGAUAAUGAUUUUGGGUCUUUGAGGGUUGAGGUUGAGUCUGAGGAGGUUAGUAGGAAUCAUCAAAGAAACCAUAAUCAAAACCGGGGCUUUGAUCAUGAUGAUGAAGAAGAUGGGUUGCCAUUGCAGAGUAGUGAUGAGUAUUUGACUUCUGUUAUUGAAAAGGAAUCACACCACUUGCCUCGUAUGGAUUACUUGAAGAGAUUGCAAAGCGGGGAUUUGGACCUUGGGGCUAGAAAUGAGGCUGUUGAUUGGAUUCGAAAGGCAAAUGCCCAUUUCAGCUUUGGACCUCUGUGUCAAUAUCUAUCUCUAAGCUACUUGGAUCGUUUCCUUUCCGCCUAUGAAAUACCUAAUGGCAAAGCUUGGACUAUGCAAUUGCUGGCUGUGGCAUGUUUGUCCCUUGCAGCCAAGAUGGACGAGAUUGAUGUCCCACUCUCCCUUGAUUUGCAGGUGGCCGAGUCAAAAUAUGUAUUUGAGGCUAGAACUAUUCAAAGAAUGGAGCUACUGGUUUUGAGCACAUUGAGAUGGAGAAUGCAAUCAGUUACUCCAUUUUCAUUCAUAGAUUCCUUCCUCCUCAAGCUCAAUGAGGAUCAAAUCCCACCUAAAGCUUCAACCUUUAAAGCAGUUCAACUUAUUCUGAGCACAACCAAGGGAAUUGACUUCUUGGAAUUUAAACCUUCAGAGGUUGCAGCAGCAGUGGCCAUUUCUGUAGCAGGAGAAAGCAAAGCAUUAGAUCACACUGAGACAGCAAUCUCUGUGCUCAUCCAACAUGUAGACUUAGAAAAGGAGAGAGUGGUAAAGUGUGUAAAUUUGAUUCAAGAGGUGGGAUUAAUGAGUGGGGUCUUCAAGUAUGGUAGUGGUUCAGUGCACUCUGUGCCACAAAGCCCCAUUGGGGUGUUGGAUGUUGCAUGUUUCAGCUAUAAAAGUGAUGAUCACACCACAGUUGGGUCAUGUGCAAAUUCUUUUCAUAAUGGCUCAGAUACCAAAAGAAGGAAGCUAAACAGACCAUAUGAAGUGGAGUUAUAGAAGCAGCCAAGUAUGGGGUUUAGGGUUUAGAGUUUCCAUUAAGUAGAUUGUUGUUUUUGUUGUGUUGAUGAAGAUGAUCAAAAAAGAGAAAUGAAAAGACAUGGUGCCUGAGGAAAAAAUGGGGUGAAAGAACAAAAGAUGAGAGAGGAAGGAAUUGAAUAAGUUAGGUCAUGGGCUGAGGAUGGAGAAUGGAAUCAAUAUGUCAUGCUUUUGGGAUGAAGAACCUCUCCAGCUGUUAAAUAUUAGACUUCUUAACAGCAAGAGGCUGUGAGUAAAGAAAAAGGAGAGGAAGGAAGAACAAAAUGGGGGAAAAAGUUUAUAAAAGCUGGUGUUGUUUGUGGGAAAUAUAGUUUGUUUUUGUGUUUUGGGAGUUUUAUUGGUUUAGGAAAAGAAAAAAAAUAUGGAACAGUGAAAAAUUAUUUAUAAGAUUGCAGAAAUUUAUAUAAUUCUUAUGUUUCUUUUGUCA